Molecule: messenger RNA, 897 nt
Organism: Colletotrichum destructivum
Lineage: Eukaryota; Fungi; Ascomycota; Sordariomycetes; Glomerellales; Glomerellaceae
Product: Putative glycoside hydrolase family 16, concanavalin A-like lectin/glucanase domain superfamily
Exons: 2
Coding region: 1-897 (298 amino acids)
Biological process (GO): carbohydrate metabolic process
Molecular function (GO): hydrolase activity, hydrolyzing O-glycosyl compounds
Source: RefSeq, a predicted model, not a curated record
AUGGGACCACUCACAUUAGCGGCAACAUUGCUGCUGUCUCUUCCGGUAGUUCAAGCACAGGUUCCGCUAAUCAAGGGAUAUGGUGUGCUUUUUUACGACGACUUCACAGGGAAAAGCAACACAUCGCCCGACCCGAACAAAUGGAUUAUUGACACCGGAACAAGCUACCCGGGUGGUCCACAAAACUGGGGCACUUGGGAAGUCCAGACAUACACCAAUAACCUCAACAAUGUCCGGGUCAACGGGGCUGGAAAUCUUCAGAUCACCGCCAUCAAGGACACUGCCACAGGAUCAUGGACUUCUGGGCGCAUCGAGUCUCGCCAGGCCGAUUUCAUGGCCCGUCGGGGAGGAAUCCUGCGGGUCCAAGCUAGCUUGAAGAUCCCCAACCUAGGAGGCAGCGCAGGAAUUGGCUACUGGCCAGCGUUCUGGACCCUUGGCUCCGCGUACCGUGGCAAUUACUGGAACUGGCCAGCCGUCGGGGAGAUCGACAUUAUGGAGAAUGUUAACAACCUUGACCGGACCUGGGCCGUCUUGCACUGCGGCACGCAGCCGGGAGGGGUUUGCAACGAACCCUCCGGGCUCGGUGCUAACGGAGCCUGCCCUAACAAACCUUGCGUCGGUAAUUUUCACACCUACACUGUCGAAAUUGAUAGGACGAAGGCUGUGGAAGCGAUUCGCUGGUACGUCGAUAAUGUCCAGUAUCACCAGGUUCUCCAGUCACAGCUACCGGCCGCCACGUGGACGCAGGCCGUCCAAAGGCCCCAUUUUGUCUUGCUCAACUUGGCUAUCGGUGGUGCGUUUCCGGAUGCAGUGUACGGCAAGAAGACCCCUCUCAGCACCACUCUUUCUGGAGGCACGUACGAGGCGGAGUAUAUCGCCGUGUAUCAUACUCGCUGA